AUGAUUGGCGAACCAGCUGGCGUUAAAAGACUUAAAGUAACCAAUACUCCUGGUAAGAAUUUGGUUGCUACUAAUUAUGCCUAUGUCAAUGAAAAGGAAUUUCCUGAAUUUCCAAUUUAUAUUAGAGUGAAGGAUAUUGUUCUUAUUGCUCAAUCACAUCCUAGUAUUGAAUUUGGAUCUAUUGCUUUGAACAAAAUUCAAAGACAAAGUGCUCACUUACCAAACAAUGCCGAUGCUGAAUGUGAGGUUUUCCAUGUACCAAAACAUAACUUUGAACUUUCCUUUGUACUUUUCGAAAUUGAUUUUAUUAGUCCAAAUACUGUUACAGAUAAUGAAGUUGACGGAAAGAGAUUAAUUCAAUCGUUCAAGGAAAAUUAUAAUAGACACAUCUUUAUUGAUAGACAAAAGUUUGUCAUUGAUUUUGAAGGAAAUAUGAUUCUUGUUACAUUGAAGGAAAUGGAAGUUUUUGAUACUAAAACAUUGCAAACAAAUUCAGGAGAACUUAAAGAAGUUGCUACUAUGGGUAUUUUAACAAAGAAUACCAGUAUUCGUGUUGUUAAACCAAAGACAUCAACUGUAAAACUUACAAAUUUACCAUCUGAAUCAGCUGGUACAACUGAUAUUUUCAAUACUCAAGUUACAUUUGAAAAAUUAGGUAUUGGUGGUUUGGAUAAGCAAUUGAAUAAUGUUUUCAGAAGAGCUUUUGCUUCUCGUAUUUAUCCAGCUGAAGUUAUUGCAAAACUUGGUGUUAAACACGUUAAGGGUAUUAUUCUUUUUGGACCUCCUGGUACAGGUAAAACACUUGUUGCCAGACAAAUUGGUAAAAUUUUGAAUUGUAAGGAACCAAAAGUUAUUAACGGUCCAGAAGUUUUGAAUAAGUACGUUGGUCAAUCAGAAGAAAAUAUUAGAAAGUUAUUUGCUGAUGCUGAAGCUGAAUUCCAAGAAAAGGGAGAUGACAGUCAACUUCACUUGAUUAUUUUCGACGAAUUGGAUGCUAUUUGUAAACAACGUGGUACUGUUAGAGAUGGUACCGGUGUUCAAGAUUCUAUUGUUAACCAAUUGUUGAGUAAGAUUGAUGGUGUCAACUCACUUAACAAUAUUUUGAUUAUUGGUAUGACCAACAGAUUGGACAUGAUUGAUGAAGCUCUUUUACGUCCAGGUAGAUUUGAAGUUCAAAUGGAAAUUGGUUUACCAGAUGAGAAUGGUCGUUUACAAAUCUUGAAGAUUCACACUCGUGAAAUGUCAAAGAAUCAAUAUUUGGCUGAUGAUAUUAACUUUGAAUAUUUGGCUAAAACUACAAAGAACUUUUCAGGCGCUGAAAUUGAAGGUUUAGUUAAAUCAGCUGCUUCAUUUGCUUUGAAUAGACAAAUUGAUUUACAAAAUAAGAAGAAAUUCGAUGAAAAGAAUAUUAAGGUUACAGGAGCUGACUUUGAAAUGGCUCUUACUGAAGUUAAACCAGCAUUUGGUGUUUCUACUGAUGAAUUGGAAGCUUACUUGAAUCAAGGAUUGAUUAAUUAUGGUGAGCCAUUCCAAAAGUUGAUGAAUACUUGCAAAUCUUUUAUCAGACAAGUUGAAACAAGUAGUAGAACUAAUUUGUUGAGUAUUUUACUUAGUGGUACUACUGGUACAGGUAAAACUACAAUUGCUUCUCACUUGGCUGUUGAAAGUGGUUUCCCUUAUGUUAAAAUUAUUUCUGCAGAUAAGAUGGUUGGUUAUUCUGAACAAACAAUUUGUACACAAAUUAACAAGAUUUUCCACGAUGCUUACAAAUCACCAUUGAGUAUCAUUGUGGUUGACAGUAUUGAACGUUUGAUUCAAUUGGUUCAUAUUGGUCCAAGAUUCUCCAAUUUAAUUCUUCAAGCUUUACUUGUUUUGAUUAAGAAACCACCACCAGCAGGUAGAAAGUUACUCGUUGUUGGUACAACAAGUAUGGCUGAUAUUCUUGAUAGUUUGGAAAUUACCAGAAUGUUUAACGUUACAGUUGAUGUACCAAGUCUUUCAUCAAGACAAGACAUUUCAAAUAUUUGUCUCUCUUCUGGAUGUUUCAAUUUGGAUUCUGAUCAAGAUAGAGAAACUAUGAAGAAUAUUAUGGGAUUGAUUCCAAAUCAAAUUCCAGUUAAAAAGCUACUCUUAGUAACUGAAAUGGCUCACACAAGAACUGAUAUGGAUGAAGCUGAUGCUGAUGAAUCACAAAGAAGAGUUACAGUUGAAAAGUUUGCUCAAUCUUUGAGAGAUUGUGGUGUGUACGAUAGAAAAUUACCAAUUCCUUUGACAAUGCAAGAAGAAGACUCUGAAGAUGAAGAGUAA
This is a messenger RNA of Naegleria gruberi, 2307 nucleotides long. RefSeq lists its product as uncharacterized. Lineage: Eukaryota; Heterolobosea; Eutetramitea; Acrasida; Naegleriidae. Gene Ontology annotation, molecular function: ATP binding; ATP hydrolysis activity. Gene Ontology annotation, biological process: Golgi to plasma membrane protein transport; intra-Golgi vesicle-mediated transport; SNARE complex disassembly. The transcript is spliced from 2 exons. The record is from RefSeq and is a predicted model, not a curated record. The coding region runs from base 1 to 2307 and encodes 768 amino acids. Gene Ontology annotation, cellular component: Golgi stack.